Etheostoma spectabile (orangethroat darter) is the source of this 2537-nucleotide messenger RNA. RefSeq names its product angel homolog 1 (Drosophila) (gene angel1). Gene Ontology annotation, molecular function: 3'-5'-RNA exonuclease activity. NCBI's taxonomy places the organism in Eukaryota, Metazoa, Chordata, Actinopteri, Perciformes, Percidae. The record is from RefSeq and is a predicted model, not a curated record. Bases 42 to 2372 code for a protein of 776 amino acids. The transcript is spliced from 10 exons.
CAACUUCAGAACGCGCAUGCGCUGAUUUCAGAACAGAAAACAUGAUUGUCAGCGUGUUGUAUUAUGCGCUCUACCCACUGUCACGGUACUUGACCAGUCGACACUCAGAGGCCUCAAAGAAGGGUCUCCCUCCUGCUGUCGUUAAUGGCAAGACAGUGUGGCAUGGUGGUGCUGUCACAACCAGAAGCUUCACCGAGUCUCAGAAAACCCUGCUGGACCAGUGGCUCAGCCCGAGCAGUGAGACGAAGGGAGAAACGAAAGAAAGGAUGAAAGAACCAAGCCCAGAAAAGGAAGACGGAAUGAUGUCUGACAAAAAAUGGCCGAUGGCUGUCCUGUAUGAAGAAACAAAGAAUGAGGAUGCUUCAAAAAUGAGUGAGGUGACAUCUGCACAUAAGGAGAACGAAGCAGAGAUGAGAAGUGAACAGGAACAAGACAGAGUGGAAGCUCCCAAGCAAGUGGACAGGGAAAUAUCACAGCAAGAGCACAGAGAAAUAACUAUUCACCAUGAGAUGUUCCAUAUGAAGCAAAACACAGAGGAUGGAAGUAUUUUUCCAACUGAGGACGUAAGCCCCAAGCAAGCUCUUGGGGCAAAAUUAGAGUUCCUGCAAACAGAGGACAGCGCUCAACAAACCACCAGAUCAUUGCAGGAAAAGAUAAAAAGCUUGGAAGAGUCAGUAACUCCAGCUGUGCCAAGCAUACAAGAUACUACCCAUCCAGUACAAGAAGAAAUACAGAUACAAAACCUGGAAGAAUCCAUGGCUCCAGCUAAAACUACAGCUGAAGUAACUGAGUGCUGGGAUGAAUAUAUGGCUCAAACUGCUGAUGGUGGGGAAAGCAGUCCUGUGCCGUUACUUUCCUCCCUGCUCUUUAACACUCAAACCCUGCUACUCAGUGGGCAGCACGAUACACAGACCAGCUGGCACUUUCCUGCAGGACCUGGCCUGGCAGAAGAAGUGCAGUGCCCACUGUGGCAAUUUCCUGCCUUGAGCUAUUACCCUCCAAAAGAGACGAUAAUGCCAUUUGAAGUAGUGUGGAGAGUAUGGGAGGAUGUGGAUGAGAGUGCCACUGCCGCAGAUCCCUUCCCAUUCACAAAGGCCUCGAUGGACUUCACUGUUAUGUCCUACAACAUCCUUGCUGAAGACCUACUAGAGGCCAACCAGGAGCUGUACACACACUGCCCCCUGGAGGUGUUGGAUUGGAGCUACCGCUGCAGCCUACUCCUAGAGGAAAUAAAGAAAUGGGAACCAGAUAUUCUGUGUCUCCAAGAAGUUCAGGAGAACCACUACCAUGACCAACUGUAUCCAGUCCUGUCUCAGAUGGGCUACACCUGUGUGUACAAGCGGCGUACAGGGACCAAGACAGACGGCUGUGCUACGUGCUAUCGUAGCAGUUGUUUCUUUGAGGUGUCAGUCACCUCGCUGGAGUUCUUCAGGCCAGAGACGGAGCUGCUGGACCGGCACAAUGUGGGCAUUGUUUUGUUGCUUCGGCCAGUGGUCAUCCAGGGGUCAGAGGUCAGGGCAGAGGGCCCACCCCUCUGUGUGGCCAACACCCACCUGCUCUUCAACCCUAGCAGGGGUGAUGUGAAGCUGGCUCAGCUUGCCAUAAUGCUGGCAGAAAUCGACAGUGUGGUCAAGUCCUGUAAGGCCAAAGGCAAACCCUGUAACCUUAUCUUAUGUGGGGACUUCAACUCUGUCCCCCACACGCCUCUGUACCAGCUGAUCACCACCGGCGAGCUCUACUUCCAGGGUCUACCAGCAUGGAUGAUAUCAGGUCAAGAGGAUCAGUCACACAAAGCCUAUUGUCACACACUGUUUGCCCCCCUGUGGCCCAGCUCUCUGGGAAUCACUGACAGCUGCCAGUACACUACUGCCAAGGAGGCAUUGAAGAGCCAGAAUCAGAAAUCAGGGAAAGGUCAGUACAGCCAUGAGUUCAUGUUGCAGCUGCGCUUCUGUCCAGCUGCAUGUGUCCGUCCUCUGGACUUACAGCAGAUCCCAGGCGUGACAGACAACACACCAGAUGCUUCAAGGGGAAGUCAGUCUUAUAACAAAAGGUUCAGACGCACGAUCAGUCAUCGGUUAGACCUGGAAUCUGUCUACAAGCACGUUCUUCCAGGCUUUGGCAAUCCAGAAGUGACGACCCUGCACUCUGAAGCUGGAGCUACUGUUGACUACAUCUUCUACUCCCCUAGACGCGUCUUACCCAGUCAUCUAAACGCUAGUGACCUUGUGAGUGAAGGUCUGAAGCUGAUUGGUUCUCUCUCACUCCUAUCAGAGGAUGUCUUAUGGUCAAUGAGGGGCCUGCCCAAUCACAUAUUUCCCUCCGACCAUCUCAGUCUUCUGGCCAAAUUCCAGUUGGACCUGAAUUCAGCAUGACAGAAAAAGACUGGGUGAACUAGAUGAUGUCAGAGGAUGAGCAAAUUUCAGUUCAAAUGAUUCAGGGCUUACUCGGUUUUUGGUUGUUUGUCUGGCAUCAAGGGAUUAUAGUUUUCUAACUGAAUAGAAGUUAAUAUGCUGUAAUCUUUCAUUUAAAAAUGCAGG